Dromiciops gliroides (monito del monte) is the source of this 1637-nucleotide messenger RNA. It is a transcript of the gene TRAPPC5, whose product is annotated as trafficking protein particle complex subunit 5. Gene Ontology annotation, biological process: endoplasmic reticulum to Golgi vesicle-mediated transport. The coding region runs from base 154 to 720 and encodes 188 amino acids. The transcript is spliced from 2 exons. The record is from RefSeq and is a predicted model, not a curated record. Lineage: Eukaryota; Metazoa; Chordata; Mammalia; Microbiotheria; Microbiotheriidae. Gene Ontology annotation, cellular component: TRAPPIII protein complex; TRAPPI protein complex; TRAPPII protein complex.
CCCGCCCUGACCCGAGUGAGGGGGCGGGUCUGGGCAGGAGCUGACAACUCCGUCUGCGCCUGCGCUCUCCCUGGUCUUUUACGGCCGCCGGAAAGAAGCUCUGCCUUCCGCUGCGGCUUCGAAGGGCUUGGUUGUUCCUACCACCUCGAGGCCAUGGAUGCACGGUUCACGAGGGGAAAGUCGGCUAUCCUGGAGCGGUCACUAGUGAGGCCCAAGACGGAGGUGAGCCUGAGUGCCUUCUCCCUGCUGUUCUCGGAGCUGGUUCAGUAUUGCCAGAAUCGUGUGUACUCUGUGGCAGAGCUGCAGGCACGGCUGGCAGAACUGGGUCAGCAGGUAGGCGCCCGGGUGCUGGAUGGCCUGGCCACACGGGAGAAGGGCGGCCGACGGGAGACCCGAGUACUGGGUGCACUGCUAUUUGUCAAGGGUGCAGUGUGGAGAGCACUCUUUGGCAAGGAGGCAGACAAGCUGGAACAAGCCAAUGAUGAUGACAAGACCUACUACAUCAUCGAGCGUGAACCACUCAUCAACACCUACAUCUCUGUGCCCAAGGAGAACAGCACACUCAACUGUGCCAGCUUCACAGCAGGUGUAGUUGAAGCUGUACUCACCCACAGUGGCUUCCCUGCCAAGGUCACUGCCCACUGGCACAAGGGUACCACCCUCAUGAUCAAGUUCGAUGAGGCUGUCAUUGCCCGGGACCGAGCCCUGGAUGGCCGCUGAGCCAAGGACAGACUUGGGAAGGAGAGGGCCAGGCCCCUCUUGGUAUCUAUGAGCCAUGGUCCUUUGUACCCCUGUAUUGUACCUAUUGCCAGAUGACCAACUCCCCUCCUCCCCACGAUGUGAACCCUCAUCAACUUUCCUGGUUCUGACUCUCUCUGGGUUCAGUUACCAGGCCUUGUCUGUCUAUAGUUUCUGGUGCCAGGGGGGUAUGCUCCCUGGAGUGCUCAGGGACAAGGAGCUCAAGUUCUUGAUCAGGCUAAUCUCCAGAGUCUGGGUGGGGCCUGUUUUUAUUUUUUUAUUUUUAAUUUUUCUUUUGUGUCAUCUCCUGGAUGGUAUGGGGAUUAGAGGGGGUGGGAAUGGGGAGGGUCCAGUUCUUAUCACCCUGGGUUUCCUUAACCCAUGACUGUUUUCUUGGGGAACUCAGUGUAGGGGCUUCUGUACAUUGUCAAUUGAAAUGAGACCAGCCAGGGAAGACAGGCAGUUUCCCUUGAAGAAAUUCUGGUAUCCUCUUGUCUGGACCCUCAUCUGCUUCCUGGAUUGGGGCAGGGUCCCACAGGGUUCUAUCCCAUGACACACUGGCUGGGGACCAGAAGCUGAGCUGUCCCAGUGGUUCCUACUCUUGCUUGAGUAGGGGCAGUUCCCUUGAUCAGCCCCAUACCUGGCCAUUUAGUAUACAGUCAGAGGCAGAAGGUUUGGGUUUCUAUCAUAGUUCUUUGGUAAGAAUAUGGUCAAAUGUUUAAUCUCUGUCCAGCCCCAGGAUUCCUUGGUCUUUUCUCAGUUUCUGCCCCUUUCCCCUUCACCCAUCUAAGUCUUGGGUGAUAGUUCAGUCCUCAUGAUCUCUUUUGGGGCUCUGAAGACAGUGAAUUGCUGCUUAGAACAGUGUGAUUCUCAUUAAAGCUAAGUGUUCUUGAAGAUAA